CCGGAGCGGUCGCUUAAAAGUGUCACGACGUCUUCAGAAAUGUUUUCGGGAACUUUCUACGCGUUGUUAGCGGGUUUCCUGGGUGCCGCUGCCUCGUUGUCCGCAAAGCUGUCGCUGGGUGCGGACUAUCUGAGAGAGAUGUGUGAGUCCGGGAUGAGCGGCCGGACGGAAGCAGCCGCUGGACCCUCCGCCUGUGACUGGCUCCACAUCCCCCUGCGGCUGCUGUGUGGAGGUCUGCUGUUCAUCUGUAAUGCUGUCAUGUGGACCUUCUUCUCAAAGGCUCUCCGACUCUGCUCCUCCUCAGCCAGGGCCACCGUCACUACCACCGCAGCCAACUUCAUCUCCUCUGGCGUGCUGGGGAGGCUCAUCUUUGGAGAGUCCCAUGCAGCUCUGUGGUGGGUGGGCAUCUCUCUCACUCUGUGUGGACUUCUGGUGCUUCAUGGUUCCACACCUCAGACUCUCCCACAGGAGGAGGACAAAAAGGACAAGUGAUUUGGUCAAGUGACAGGUCGUUUGGCUUGUUAGAAGUGUGCAGCCUCUGCUCUUCAGUUGCAGCCACCUAAGGAUAGUGUUCCUCAGACUGGACCAUCUUAGGCACUUUAAAGUGGAAAUAUUGCACAUAAAAGGAGGUGAAUAAGUGUCUUAAUGUGAAGUGCAAUUAAUGUUACACAGAGCAGACAAGUCUGUUACUGUGGCAGGUUUUCAGCCUCUAGCGUGGACCAGGUCAUUAAGAUCUGCAGGUUUAGGGGGCAGUUUAAUAAGGUAAAAUCUUCUUUCUUUUUUUCUGAGUUCCAUUAACAUUAAGAAUUUCAUCUGCUUCACAUUUUCUGGAUUCUCAACAGAACUUGCUCCAAAACAAUGUUGAAACUUAUACAAAGCAGAAACUUUUAAUUUCAAAGGAGAUGUAUGAGUUCUUAUUGUACUUGUGUUGGAAUUGCCAACAGUCUGUCACAAAGUUGUGGUAGCUUUUUAUUAUUGUUUUUACAAAACGUAUUGGAGGUGGAGUUUUAGUGACAUAUUCCAAACCACACAGUGCUCCACUGUGCUAAUGGACGAGAGCAGAAUUGACAUUUUCAGUCCACACUAUUCAUACCAAUCAUGUUAGAGCAUUCAAACUCCACAUAGAGUUUAUGUAGAAAAGACU
Molecule: messenger RNA, 1144 nt
Organism: Stegastes partitus (bicolor damselfish)
Lineage: Eukaryota; Metazoa; Chordata; Actinopteri; Pomacentridae
Product: transmembrane protein 42-like
Exons: 3
Coding region: 40-492 (150 amino acids)
Source: RefSeq, a predicted model, not a curated record